AUGGGCCCCUAUAUACCGCCUCCUCAUGCUGCUGCCAGGCCCCUAAUCUGCCAUGGGCCCCUAUAUACCGCCUCCUCAUGCUGCUGCCAGGCCCCUAAUCUGCCAUGGGCCCCUAUAUACCGCCUCCUCAUGCUGCUGCCAGGUCCAGAGUCUCUCAUGGGUCCCUGUACGGCCUCCCAUUGCUGCUGUCUCCAUCGCCACACUCUGCCAUGUGCCACUUUCAGGUCUCCUCACACUGCUGGUGUGUUGAAUUUUUUGACAUAGGGUGCUGGCAGAUUACGGGCCUCCCAUAGCUGCUGCCAGGCCCCUAAUCUGCCAUGGGCCCCUAUAUACCGCCUCUCUCCUCAUGCUGCUGCCAGGUCCAGAGUCUCUCAUGGGUCCCUGUACGGCCUCCCCCAUUGCUGCUGUCUCCAUCGCCACACUCUGCCAUGUGCCACUUUCAGGUCUCCUCACACACUGCUGGUGUGUUUGAAUUUUUUGACAUAGGGUGCUG
Molecule: messenger RNA, 493 nt
Organism: Staurois parvus
Lineage: Eukaryota; Metazoa; Chordata; Amphibia; Anura; Ranidae
Source: the annotation of a GenBank genome assembly